Messenger RNA from Lodderomyces theae, 1497 nucleotides. RefSeq names its product Sap7p (gene SAP7). The record is from RefSeq and is a predicted model, not a curated record. Bases 1 to 1497 code for a protein of 498 amino acids. Gene Ontology annotation, biological process: proteolysis. Gene Ontology annotation, molecular function: aspartic-type endopeptidase activity. NCBI's taxonomy places the organism in Eukaryota, Fungi, Ascomycota, Pichiomycetes, Serinales, Debaryomycetaceae. The transcript has a single exon.
AUGCUCCAAUUUUUACAUCUAGUCUUACUAGCAUCAGCAGCGUUGGCGUUGAUUGGAGAUGGAUUUUUAUCAUUGUCCGUGAACAAGAUUCAAAACACCAAUGGGUUAGGCAACUUCCCCAACAGAUUGCCCAUUUUUGAACAGCUCGAAGAUGACUUGGAGAAUAUAACCAGCACAAUCUUUGGUAAAGAUGCUGUAAAAGGUAAGAUUGCUCCACUUUUUGGAAAUUCAGCUUUCAAAUUCAAUAAGAAUAGGAAUAAGGAUAAGGGCCAGAAUGGGGAAAUUCUUACUGAUAUACUUGGAAUUGGCAAAAGUGCCACACCCAACGCUACAAGCUCUGACGAGAACCAUUCUGGUGCCUUUUCUGUCGACUUAAACAAUGCUCAAACAAUGUACAUUGCUAGUAUCGACAUCGGCUCACCAGCACAAGAAGUCCAAGUCAUGAUUGAUACCGGAUCAGCUGAUCUUUGGGUCAUUGGCUCACAAAACCCAAGCUGUAUAGAAAAUGGAGGACAAGUAAACUGUUCAGAGUAUGGUACUUUCAAUUCUGCCAAGUCAUUGAGCUGGCACAAGAAUGAUAGUGUUGAGUUUAGUAUCUCCUACCUUGAUGGAUCUGGAGCUACUGGAGAUUUUGGCCAAGAUAGUAUUCAAUUUGCUAAAGACUUUGUAUUGAAGGAAGCUAAUUUUGCUGUUGUUGAUAAUACUUCUACUGAAAUUGGUGUUUUCGGCGUUGGUUAUCCAAGUUUGGAAAGUGCUUCUCAAAAGUAUAGCAAUAUCCCCCAUGCUUUGAAAGAGCAAGAUGUGAUUGCCAAAGCUGCUUAUUCAUUGUAUUUGGAUUCAAGUAGCUCAAGUCAAGGUAGUAUUUUGUUUGGGGGAAUCGAUCAUGCAAAGUAUACUGGGGAAUUGAAAACUAUUGAUAUCGUCCCCAAAGAUGGACAGUUCCUAUACUCACAAAUUCCAUUGUCUCACAUUGCCGUUUCAUUAAACAACUACACAAAUGCAUCACCGUCAGGAACCGGUUCCAAUGGUGCCCAACCAGGUAUAGUUGGAGCUGCAAGUAUAUACAAUGGUACAGAUUCAUUCAACGGCGGUGUCGACUUGAAUGAUACCACUGUCUUGCUUGAUUCGGGAACUACCUACUCAUUCCUUCCCAAGAACCAAAUUGAAAGUAUCCUUGGGUUGUUUGGUAAUGUGACAUUUGAUGGUAGCCUCGGAGGUUACAAGAUCCCUUGCUGGUUAGGAAACAAGGGUAAUUACUUGCGUUUCAACUUCAAUGAAGAGAAAGAUAUUGAUGUUGAGUUGUCAGAGUUUGUUUUAGAGGUUGGCAAAGAAGCAUCUGGAGAGGGGUCUUGUGUGUCUACUUUGUUGCCAGGACAAGCAAUUUUGGGAGACAAUUUCUUGAGGUCUGCUUAUGCUGUGUUUAACUUGGACGAUAACACGAUCUCCCUUGCCCAAGCUGCGUACAAUGAUGACCACAAAGUGGUUCCAAUAGAGUAG